GACACUUUGAAAAAAACGAUGUCACUCAUUGCGGACAGACACUUGAGCAAACAACUCUUACGUGAACGCUUUGGUUGCUAAAUUUUAAUAUUGAAUUCGAAAUGUCUUCCUUCCUUUCUGGUGGCGGUAUGUGCGGACGAUGCGGAAAGAAAGUAUACCACGCGGAAGAAAAAGUUGGCGCUCUGCGUUCGUGGCACAAAAUUGGCUGUUAUACUUGUAAAGACUGUAAUGUUACACUGUCCUCGACAACGGUGGCGGAAGCGAUGGAAGAGAACGAAAUUUAUUGCAAAUCAUGCUAUGGAAGGAAAUAUGGUCCCAAAGGUUAUGGUUAUGGAGCAGGUGCAGGAACUUUAAGUAUGGAUGCAGCUGAAGGCAAAUGGGCAGAAACUACUGGUCCGUUGACUGCUGCAGGCAUGUCCUAUAUGGGAGGGAAUCGUUGUCCAAGAUGCGGGGGAUCCGUUUAUCAUGCAGAAGAAGUAUUAGGAGCAGGAAUGUCGUGGCAUAGAGGUUGUUUUAACUGUCACACAUGUAAUAAGAAAUUAGACUCAACAACAUGUCAAGAAAAUAGCGGAGAGAUAUAUUGCGCCGCUUGUUAUGGCAAGAGCUUUGGACCGAAGGGGUAUGGGUUUGGUGGUGGUGCAGGUGCGUUGACAAAUACAGGCUCAUAAAAAAUAGUUGUUAAGACAAUGUUUAAAUUUCUCAUGUAUAAUGUAAAAUAAUAUCAAGCCCUGCCUUAUAAUACAGAUUUGGUGUUUCGCUACACGGAA
Messenger RNA from Hydractinia symbiolongicarpus, 767 nucleotides. Its product is annotated as cysteine and glycine-rich protein 1-like. Gene Ontology annotation, molecular function: structural constituent of muscle; actinin binding. NCBI's taxonomy places the organism in Eukaryota, Metazoa, Cnidaria, Hydrozoa, Anthoathecata, Hydractiniidae. The record is from RefSeq and is a predicted model, not a curated record. The coding region runs from base 102 to 668 and encodes 188 amino acids. Gene Ontology annotation, biological process: sarcomere organization; muscle tissue development. Gene Ontology annotation, cellular component: Z disc; nucleus; cytoplasm. The transcript has 4 exons.